Messenger RNA from Pogona vitticeps (central bearded dragon), 5649 nucleotides. RefSeq names its product gamma-aminobutyric acid type A receptor subunit alpha2 (gene GABRA2). Gene Ontology annotation, molecular function: extracellular ligand-gated monoatomic ion channel activity; GABA-A receptor activity. Lineage: Eukaryota; Metazoa; Chordata; Lepidosauria; Squamata; Agamidae. Gene Ontology annotation, biological process: monoatomic ion transmembrane transport; chloride transport; gamma-aminobutyric acid signaling pathway. Gene Ontology annotation, cellular component: membrane. The record is from RefSeq and is a predicted model, not a curated record.
CACAGUCACAGACACAGAGCAGCACACACGCACACACGUCGGCAUAACGGAGCCUAGCUGGCUGCUGCUCGCCUCCUCCCCCCCUGCGCGCCUCGUGCUGCUCCGGCUCUCUCGCUUGCUUGCGCGCGCUCCCGCACAUGCACACAGAACCGCGCGGGGUCCGCUUCUCUUCAGAGGGUUGCUGGCGCCGCCGCCGCCGCCGCUGCAGUCGUCUUUAACCUCCCCCCUCCCUAAGUUACUACAUUCUGGAGCUUCCCCCACUCUCCAGAGCUUCGUGAAGGAGGACUCCCCUCCUCAACCUCAUCAAGUAUCUUUUUUUCUUUAAAAAAAGAAAGAAACAUUUUUUUGGUGUGUGUGUGUGGCAGCUUCUGUGAGCGCCUCCUGGGGCUCCCAAGGAUUUUCAAGGAAGCAGCUAUGAAGAGGAAACUGAUGUUUUACAUGAUGCAGUUGGUUCUUCUCAUUUUCUUGGUGUGUUUUUCUGCAAGAUCAGUGUCAGCUGACUCUGCUGAGGAUGAAGCGAAAAAUAAUAUCACCAUCUUUACAAGAAUUCUAGACAGACUCCUGGAUGGUUAUGAUAAUCGCCUGAGACCUGGACUGGGAGACAGUACUACCGAAGUCUUCACAAACAUCUAUGUGACCAGUUUUGGGCCAGUUUCGGACACAGAUAUGGAGUACACAAUAGAUGUUUUCUUCCGCCAAAAAUGGAAAGAUGAAAGAUUAAAAUUUAAGGGUCCGAUGAACAUUCUCCGACUAAACAAUUUAAUGGCCAGCAAAAUCUGGACUCCAGAUACAUUUUUUCAUAAUGGAAAAAAAUCAGUAGCUCAUAACAUGACCAUGCCAAACAAGCUACUACGAAUCCAAGAUGAUGGAACUCUCCUAUAUACCAUGAGGCUUACAGUCCAGGCUGAAUGUCCGAUGCACUUAGAAGACUUCCCUAUGGAUGCUCACUCAUGCCCAUUGAAAUUUGGCAGCUAUGCAUACACAACUUCAGAAGUGACCUACAAGUGGACUUUCAAUGCAUCUAAUUCUGUAGAAGUGGCCCCAGAUGGCUCAAGGUUGAAUCAGUAUGAUCUCUUAGGUCAAACAAUUGGACAAGAAACAGCCAAAUCUAGUACAGGUGAAUACACUGUAAUGACAGCUCAUUUUCAUUUGAAGAGGAAGAUUGGUUAUUUUGUGAUUCAGACUUACCUUCCCUGCAUCAUGACAGUCAUCCUGUCCCAGGUGUCAUUCUGGCUAAACAGAGAAUCUGUCCCAGCAAGGACAGUUUUUGGAGUGACAACUGUACUAACAAUGACAACUUUAAGCAUCAGUGCUCGAAACUCCCUGCCCAAAGUUGCCUAUGCUACAGCUAUGGACUGGUUUAUUGCUGUUUGUUAUGCAUUUGUAUUCUCUGCCUUGAUAGAAUUUGCCACUGUAAAUUACUUCACAAAAAGAGGAUGGGCAUGGGAUGGAAAAAGUGUAGUCAAUGAUAAGAAAAAAGAAAAGGCAUCUGUCAUUAAGAAAAACAAUGCUUAUGCAGUGGCGGUUGCCAAUUAUGCCCCAAAUAUCACCAAAGACUCGGCUCUCCCUACAAUCUCCAAGAGUGCUACCGCCACCACCACGACCACCGCUUCAGAACCUAACAAGGCAAAGCCAGAAGCCAAGCCAGCAGAAGCAAAGAAAACCUUCAACAGUGUUAGUAAAAUUGACAGGAUGUCAAGAAUAGUUUUUCCAGUCUUAUUUGGUUCUUUCAACUUGGUAUACUGGGCAACAUAUCUAAACAGGGAACCUGUUUUACAUGGAUUUGCUCCAUCACACUAAAAUUUUAAUUCUCUGCUGAGGGUGUAUGGCAUCAUUAUAAUCAGAUUGUUUUCCUAUGUACAGUACGACUAAUAACUGCUAAUCUGUGAACCAAUAUGUACAGAAUGUAUAUAGGUAUCUAGUCUGUUUAUCUCCAAAGGAGGUGCACAAAGUAUAUUCAUGGGAUCUGAAAAAUACAGAUGGCACCCAUGGCCAAAAUAGUCUGCUCUCCUAUCCAUGUGAGUUCUCCUAAACUUGGAUUCAAAUAUGCUGAAUUAUAUCCAUACAAUCAUAUAUGGUCCUACAUAACUAUUUAGUAACACUAUUUUUUUAAUUUAAAGUUUAAGAUAUUUUUCUAUAAAAUGACUGAUUCUACUUUAAUGCAAAGAAGCUAUCGUUUAAAAGAGAGAGAUUUUUUUAAACAAAUAAUCUUAAAUAAUUUCUUACAGUAGCAGUGCCCAUGUAAAUAUUAUAGAAGUGUGGCAAGCUCAAGUAUUCUCUUAUUAGCAAUCAUCACAAAUGCAAGUUAUGUGUAAAAGCUAUUGGAAUGUCAGGGUUAAUAAUUUCCUACUUUUAGUCGGGCUUUGGAGUUAGUGAUUAAAGUCUAGUUCUGUGGUGUGUUCAGAGCUCUCCUAUUGGAGCAAAAGGACUGGGCAAGAGGGUUCCUCUGUAAGUGUAAGGAAGAAAUAGGUUUCUUGUUAGCUCAAGUUCCCUGAGAGCAGGGCAAUAUUCUGCUGCUCCAGCAAGAGCCCCUUUUCUUUCUGCACUUCCAGCAGUGCUGUUAAAAAUGCAGAUAAUGCAGGAGGCUUUGGGAUCAAAGGAGUGGAGGCCAGUCCUACCAGCUGCACUACAUUGCAACAGAAAUCAAUAAUGUGCAUUGGAAACAGCUGUGCUAUACCAAAGUGAACCACAUAAACUUUCUCACUCUUGAUUAUCAAAACUAUUUGUUUAUCCCAUAUUUUAUAUAUAGAUUCUUCAAUCCCAGUGAAUUUGGAUUAUGUGUCUUUCAAAUAUGAUUUACAUUUUUGCUUGACUUAUCAGAGAUAUCUUCUAUAGAGAGUUCCUAUAGAGUGCUCCUUAUAUAGCACUCUUGUGAGCAUUUCACUCCUUAAAAAGCUUAUGUAGAUAUAUAGAGGAAGGAGAGUUUGUCUUUCAAGAUGGGAUGUUUCUGUUUUUGCUACAAUGGGAUAAAAGAAGUUACUUCCAAAUGCAUGUUCAGAAUCAGGGGUGUUAAUAAUGGAUAGUAAAAUGAGUUGAUUUUUUUUUCAAUGAGAUUUUUUUUUAAAGCAAGAGAACCAUCAUUUUCAACUGUUAAGAAUUCUGAAUUUUUCAGUGGAGCAGCCUGAGGGACAGUUUGUGUUUAUAUGGUUUGCUUACUGUGUGGUAGCUGAUUUGCAGCUGAAUAUACAAAUGUCUUCAUUCUGCUUCACUGAAGAGCAUGGAUGUGCACUGGUUAUACAUUAUGAGAAAAGUGGAACUAAAUCCAAACAUGUCCUUCCACUGGCACAGCUUCUUGUGCAAGCUCUUGCACAGAUGGAAGCAUGUAAACUGCUGUAGGACCUACACUGGGCAGAUGCUGGCUCAAGAUCAGUGUAAGUGAUUUUUUCCCCUACUAUAUUCUUUGGAAUCAAUCCAUAUGUUUGAAGUGAUAUAAAGAAUGGCUCAUAGCUGGGGUGUUAUAUCUGUGAUGUUGGCCCAUUCAUGCAAUCAGUUGGCAUGUCAUUCUUGCAAGUGAUGAGUGAGCUCCUGAAAACUAAUUCAUAAAAUUAUAAUUAUCAGACAUAGUGUGACUCCCAUAAGGACCUCCUACAACAGCAUACAGAUGGAAAUGUAAGGGUCAUAAUGGUAUGGACACUUUUCUCCUCCAAAUUCCAUGAAGAGCAACAUUCCAAAUUCUUGUUUUGGGGUUUACAUAAUUAUCUAGCAGCAAAUUGCAUAUAGUAGAUAUUCACAAGGCAAUUUGCAGGAUCAGCCCUGACUUGUGAAAUGACACUUUUAUAACUUAAAAAAAAGCCAAAUGUCCAGAACAAAUUUUCACAUAUUCUUCAGGGCUGGGUAUGUUCUUAAUAUAACAAUUCUAUAUAUGUUUUCCCCCCCAAAGUACGUUUUUUUGUGAAAUCUGCCUUAAGAGGCUCUCUUCAUACUGUUUGUGAGUUCAUAACUGACACUGGAAACAGUGCUUUUUAAUUUCAGUUUAAUGAGGGUGCCCUCAUAUUUAAGGAUUAUUGCUGCUUUUGUAAAUUGCAUCUUUACAUUUUGCUGCAAUCAACUUAAAACAAUUUUAUAUAUUAGGAAUGAUUUUGCUAAAAGAUGGACUUUUUAAAAAAGAAAAUAAGCUUCAGUGUGCCAUCAGUACUUAAUCAUAAAUGGAAACAAAAUUGGAGCCUCUGUUUUUGUAUAAUAUUUAAUACUGAUCCAUUGACUAUUUCUUGUGGAACCUUUGCUAAUAUUCCCUAUACUCCUAAAGACCCUGUAAAUCAUACCACCACAAACAAUUAUGUACUGUAUUUAAAUUUUAAUAAUGCAUUUGGCCAAUCAAAAGUAUUUUGAUUCAUGUACAUAUUAGCAGUUAUUAGUUGACCUUUAAAAAUGCACCUUGACAAUGGUGUCUUUAUAGUAGAAACAAAUGUAGUCGUAUAGUGUCAUUUAUUGCAGUUUUGUACAGUACUUGAGUAUAGUGCAUAACCUAGAUAUUGCAAAGUUUAUCAACACUGUAUAAAUAUUUCUAAAACAAAUUCAAAAUUACCUUAAGGCGUGGAAACUCACUCAUACUCAAAUCAAAAUAUAUUAUUACUUGUUUAUUUAUUUUCCUCUUUUUUUAAAAAAAGUUUCAUUCAGUGUGAUUUUGGUCUUUGCUCUGCAUGAAAAAUAUUGAUGGCAAGGUCACAAAUCCAUUCUAAUGAUUAGAACACAGAAAUAAGACUGGUAUUCUGACAUCAAAUAAGGUACUUCAUACAACACAAAAAGAAGGAUGAAACAUUACUGCCCCAUGCUAUAGUCCUUUAACCCCUCUGACAAAACCAUACUUGUUCUGCAACAAUAGUUGGAAAAAUGAGCACUUUAUUUGAAACAUUAAUAUAGAAAAUCCUUAUUUUCAUACCUAUUUAUAUAUAAUGUAGAUCUGUGUAAUACAGAAAUGUGUGCAAUAGCGUGAUAAAGUUGUAUGAGGUUUGAAGGUGAGCAAUAAAAAAGUUCUUCAUGGUAUAGUUAUAAAUAUCUAAAAUGUUUUGUUUGUAAAUUUUAAAUUUACCCUUUACUGCUAUACUGUCCAGGUUCUAAGAAAUAUAUAAAUAUGUAUAUAUGUAAAACAGUUGUAAAUACCAGUACUGUAGAAAGUUUUCUUAAGUUUUAUCUUUGUUUUUGGCAAAGGGCUCUGAAAGUGUAAUUUUAAUGCAAAGCUCAUUUCAUUGGCUCUUGACUUAUUCUGUUCAAAUGUUACCUUUGGGUAGAAUUCUUAACUGGGCAUAAAAAAAGCUCCCUGCUGCUUCUUUUCUAGAGUGAACAUGAUAUCAUAUCGAAAGUCUAUUUUUCUGGCUUUAUAGUUUCAAAGCCCCAAUUCCAUUCAAUAAUAGAUAAGGUGGUUUGAGCAACGUUAUAUUAAAUAUAUAACACAGGCCCUUCUCCCCACUCUGCAGGGCACAAGACAUUUAGAGCUGUGUCCUGUACUGAGUGAUAUUGUAGGAAAUUAAUACGUUGCUGGUAUGUGGGAUACAGCUCCCUUACUGCAAACUGUUGUGCAUGGUCAUCUCUUGUUAAUUUUCACAGGAGCUGACAGCUCUUAGCACUACACAGGACUGGUGCUCUAAAUCAGUGGUUCUUAACCUUUGUUACUCAGAUGUUUUUGAACUGCAACUCCCAGAAACCCCAGCC